GUGUUCAGAGCGGCAGGAUGACAGCUGAACGACUCGUAAAGGUACAGCGACGCAGUCGGUAACGUUAACAAUCAUCACAAACUCCCGGUUUAAAGAGAAGGACCGACAGCUUUCACCGUGUGGCGCGUUUUUCUACCAACCGGCGGAAGUGUUUGAGUUUAUAACAGGACGGUAACCGGUAACCUUGCGGAUAUUUGUGGUUCUUUUUCACACCAAAGAGAGGAGGAAAAAGAUCCGUGUCCGGAUGUGCCAGCAGUGUUGUUUUUUUUUCGCAUGGCGUAGGCACCUUUUCUAAAGCAGGAUAUUCUUCAUAUGUUGGAGGGUCGGAGGAGGCCCUCGGGUCGACAGCUUGCAUUAAACUACACCUCCAAAAAUUACCCCAAUUAAGUGUGGAAAUGAUCAACGACAUGAUUGUGCAAUAAGAGAGGAAGAAGAAGCGUCGUAACACGUCUCGACUACCUCUCAGUGUUGUGACUGUGGAGAGAGAGCGAAGAGAAGUCACCGGGAAUACGUUGUGUUUUUGUUUCCUGCUGCUCGUAAACCCCAACAAACGACGUCUGUUUGAGCUCUUACAAGAGACACGAAAAGAGGGGAUAUUAGUGUCCUUGUCUUGUGUUGUGUGAGUGAGUGUGAACCCCUGCGAGGACCGGGAAAACCUUCACGAUGACGGGCAGCAGCAGCACCCCAGCGGACAUGAUAAACCUGCGGCUUAUUUUAGUCAGCGGGAAGACGAAAGAAUUCCUCUUCUCGCCCAAUGACUCGGCAGCGGACAUCGCCAAACACGUCUAUGACAACUGGCCGAUGGACUGGGAGGAAGAGCAGGUCAGCAGUCCUAACAUCCUGAGGCUGAUCUACCAGGGCCGGUUUCUACACGGCAACGUAACACUAGGAGCUCUCAAACUGCCCUUGGGGAAGACCACAGUGAUGCAUUUAGUUGCCAGAGAGACUUUGCCUGAGCCAAAUUCCCAAGGUCAGAGGAAUAGAGAGAAGACCGGGGAGAGUAACUGCUGUGUCAUUCUGUAAAUACACACCACCGCCGCCGGCCCUCCAUCCUUCUCAUCCGUUCUCGCAUCCUGGACCUAAUGAGCCUGUCCCCCUGUCCUGGAGUCUGUCCACAAUGCGGAUAUGCAUACAGACAAACACACACACACACACACACACACACACACACACACACACACACACACACACACACACACACACACACUUCUAUUUUUCUUUUUUUUCCUCCCCUCUCUCUCUCUCUCUCUCUCUCUCUCUCACACACACACAGAGAAAGACAUCAGGCUCGGGCUGAUUCAGGACACAGAGUUGGGAGCAGGAAAUUGAUUAAAUGAUAGAGUUGAUUCCUUUGUUGUACUUGAUUUGUUGUCAUAACUGAAAAUUAGUGGAAGGAACUGGAUUUGCAUGUGUUUUUCUUUUUUUUUUUCUUAAUGCACAUCUUUUGAAGCCUUCUGCCACACACACACACACACAUACAAUAGACAUACACACCGUAACCAUCCUCAGCAGGUCUGUUAAAAGCUCCUCAUUCUAGCUGGUUGUCAUAGUAAUGCAGUGCCCAAGUUUGUGUGUGUGGCCUUGUUUUCUCAUACGGACCGCUGAGAAAUUUUAACCACUAGGAACUCGCCAACAUACCAACACACACUAUGACAUCCUGUCUACCAACCAUAUGUGCUUGUGUGAUCUCCCUCGGUGCAGCAGACGAAGCUUAGACGUGCCUGAUCAGACAACUCAAACCAGGACACACACACACACACACACAUAUAUAUAUAUAUAAAUAUAUAUAGAAAACACACCUGUGUCCUUUUUACUGCCCUCCUCUGCAUGUGCCCUUAAAGGUCACAAGAGAGAAAUUAUUCCUUUGUGUCUGCAGAGCGCUGCAGAGACCGAACACGUCCUGCUCUUUCAGUCGUCACAUUCUUAGCCAAACGAAGCCUAACAGACACACAAAUAGACAAACAACCAAGUGUUGUUUUGGUUAUUUGAUGACAUUUGUGACUGUGUUUUGACAGUCCGCGCAUAUUAUACUGACCGACCAGUGUUGUGAUUAAUAAAACGUCAGUUUUCUUCCCUCCCUGAUGCACCAUCCCGCUCCCUCUCUCUUCGAGGAAAGGCUCAUUGUGCCCCUUUUUUUAAAAAACAGUGUUGCGGAGGAUUGCUCUGACAAAUUGCUGUCCAAGCGGGGAAAUUAACUCGGAAUGAAAAAUGUCCCUUAUUUGUCUUAAUUAGCUUCUCCUUAAUUCUCUCUCUCUCUCUCUCUCUCUGCAUUAAUAAGUCCAUUUUGCACAACCGAAGCAUGUGCUCCUUCAUCAGAUUAAUAAAUAAAAAUGUAUAUUAUUGUUUUAUUUUAUAUUUUUCCAAUGGGAGUAAUGUUCCAAAACCAAGGUAACGUGUAGAAUAUAUUUAAUAUGAAUCUUCUAUAGAACAUGAUGACUCUAGAUCUUGUUGAUAUACAGUAUAUCGGUGUUUAGUCUAUGAUUGUGUCUACGGUUAGCUUCUAGCCAGUUCACAGUCACUCGCUGACAAUGUCUUGUGCUUAACAGCAGCAAAACCUCCCUAAUCAUCAACAGACUGUAUUUCUAUUUUUCUUUCUUUUGUGCUCUUUUAUUAUCAUUUUUUUCAUUUGUUUAUAAUUUAAUGUAAUCUUUAUUUUCUUUGUGGUUUUUUGCUUUAAAAAGAAUUGCUUUGUAACAGCACUAGGUCUUAAAAAAAAAAUAUUGUUUAUAUUGAUCAGGGUUCAAAUCUGUACAGAGAUAAACGUUUUCAAACCAAUUGUAAAUAGCACUAAUGCUCCCUCUCCCCCCUCCAGACUUCAAAAUGGAAUACAUCUGUAAACUAAAUAAAGGUUAUUGAAGUGCAA
This is a messenger RNA of Sebastes umbrosus (honeycomb rockfish), 2863 nucleotides long. It is a transcript of the gene ubl3a, whose product is annotated as ubiquitin-like 3a. NCBI's taxonomy places the organism in Eukaryota, Metazoa, Chordata, Actinopteri, Perciformes, Sebastidae. The record is from RefSeq and is a predicted model, not a curated record. Gene Ontology annotation, molecular function: protein binding. The transcript has 5 exons. Bases 664 to 1023 code for a protein of 119 amino acids.